CAAAAAUGUCGCUGACGGAGAUAUAGAUAUCAGUAGGGUAGCGGUGAGGAGAGAGUGUGCACGGGUACGAGAGGAUGCGCUGGAGCUGGUAGAUAUGAAUCCGCGUGGCUGGUUGCGCACUUGAAGCUGGCACUCUCCGAAUCCAGUAUGGAAUCAUUCCCAGCCUGCGGCAACUGGCGCGUUGGCGCAUCCCCCACAUGUGCCAAUCGAGUGGUCUGUUAGCACGCAGACCAGUAACCCAUGCGCUGUUUGGAGCAUGACCGCCGCUCUCCGAGACAGACACCAUCAGCUCAACAAAGACAUCUGCGUCCUGCGGAACCGCUUCGACCUGUUUCCCAGCCUGCAAGAUGGAGUCGUCUUCUGUACGGCGCCGAGGACCCAAGAUUGAGCCAUCGCCGGACACCAACAGGACUCAAAAGUCCCAAGCUGGCGAGAUCGAGGAAGGCACUGACCGCGCAAUAUCCCUUCUCGACGUCUUGCGGAUUAUCAUUACUCUAUUCGCUGUCUCAUGCGCCUUAUCAUACUACCUGACGUCUGGGUCCUCGUUGUUUUGGAACUACAAUCCCUGGUUCUCCCACCCUGCGCAAGUUGUUCGUUGGUGGAAGGGUCCAUUACUUUUAACGCCUGAACAGUUGGCAGAGUUCAAUGGCACCGACCCACAAAAGCCGAUAUAUCUUGCAAUCAAUGGAACAAUCUUCGACGUUAGUGCAGGAAGGCACACUUACGGUCCUGGUGGAAGUUACGAAGUGUUUGCUGGCAGGGAUGCCAGUAGAGCGUUUGUCACAGGUUGUUUUCUGGAGGAUCGAACUGGUGAUCUUAGGGGAGCCGAGGAGAUCUAUAUACCCAUCGAUGAUCCAGAAGAGGAGAUUACAAGCGGAGCAAGGAAGACGCGGGCAGAGAAAGAGCGGAGGGAUGCAAAGAAGCGCGUCUUGCAGGAAGUAAGAAAGUGGGAAGAAUUCUACAAGAACCAUCCGAAAUACUUCGAGGUCGGAAAGGUAGUCAACGUGUCCGAGUACACGGGAGAACCACCCAAGCUUUGCGAGGCUGCUCAGAAAGGGAGGCCGCAGAGGAAGAACAUGAAGAAGGCAGACAACAAAACACCCGGCAAACCAGUACAAUAAAACAAUCAUGGGAGGAGCCUCGUUGCAUAACGCAUGAGAAACAUUUUCAGGAUAGAAAAAACAAUGGCAGAGACGUGAUGUCCAUUUGUGGCCGAGAGCUCAGACAUUCUCAUUGGAGUUCGUACGCUGAGUCACAUAUCUAGAAGCGUAUCUGAAGCGGACUUGCUGUGAUAAGCGAAGAGCUUCAACAUUGUCGUGCUGAUGGCUGCUUCCAUCGGUUGUUUCUGCUCAUGUCCAUUUUGGGGGGAUCUUCUGCGCGCCCAAAGCCAUUCCCAUCCAUUCCUGCUCCGCGAAGGUAGCCAGACCGUGGUUCGUCGCCAGAGAGUUGAUUUGAAUUCAGCAGGCAAGAAGAUCGUUCGAGUUUUG
Exophiala dermatitidis NIH/UT8656 is the source of this 1487-nucleotide messenger RNA. Its product is annotated as dihydrofolate reductase. The transcript has a single exon. Lineage: Eukaryota; Fungi; Ascomycota; Eurotiomycetes; Chaetothyriales; Herpotrichiellaceae. The coding region runs from base 348 to 1121 and encodes 257 amino acids. The record is from RefSeq and is a predicted model, not a curated record. Gene Ontology annotation, cellular component: endomembrane system; membrane.